GUUCCUUCCUCCGUCUCCAGACACACCCUCCUCCUCCUGCUCCUCCUUUUUCUGACUUGUUUAUUGUCGUGCUCGGAAGGAUAUUCUCUCGAGAUUUUGCCUGUGCUGUCGUAUUUGCAGAUCUCUCAGUUCCCGUCCACGUCGGUGUGGGCGCUAUACGAGUCCAAGAUACGAUCGACGCCAAUAAAUGGUUUCAUCGACCUCCGUCUCGUCCAAAAUUGCCAACGUAUCCUAUGCAGAACGCGUAAAGCAGGCACUUGCUCCUCAUUCCCCCACCAGCACGGGCCCAACCUAUUCAGAUUCCGCGUCGGCCACCUCACCUGUCCCCUUCCCGGAAUUGUCAGCCUCCAUAUCCGCUGACUCUUCAACGCGUGUACAACCACGAGGGCGGAACAAGUCCCAGUCAUUACACCAUUCGUCUCCUUCUCACGUUCAUGAGCCUCAUCAUGUCCACGCGCAGAACACACCCCAGCUCAAUCAUACCCCUCCACGUUCUGAUGCUUCAUCCUCCUCUGCGUCCCACCAAUCACCCCCGGUAGUCAACGUUUGGGCAGCACGUAUGAAGGGGCACCACCACCAGCAGAACAAGGAUUAUCCAACGCCAGAACCUGUCAAAGGUGACGACCGUACUCAGCCCCGCGCGCUUCCAUCCUCAUCUCCAUCCCGGCUACACCAUCACCAGAACCAUCACCAUACCAGUGACUCUAGUGUCUCGCCGCAGCCUUUCCCCUCGCUUCCUCAUUCUCCCUCGCACACCGCUCAGUCUGCCCUGCCUCAAGGCAUUGAUGCCGCCGAUCACGCGUCACGCGACGAUGCCGUCCAUGAGCACGAUCCCUUCGUCGUCCGCCUGCCUCUCCACCUACGAAGAUCGCCCACGGGUUCAUUGUCGCCGCCAGAAGAUCUGCGAAGCUGGCCAAAAAUUGGUAAUCCUCAAAACGCCCACAGGCCUCAAAAUGGAGGCCAAGAGCUGAAUGGAUCCAGCGCCCACGGUUCCAGUGACAGCGGCGAUCCAAACGCGUUUGUCAAGAAUGAUUACCGCUCGCGAAUACCCCCAUCCCAUGGACAACCACGGCCACGCGCACAAUCGCAACAAGGACCCAGUUGGCAGUUCGGCUCCGCGUCAGGACGCCAAUCAUCUCACUCUAGAGGUUCGGGGCCCUCCAGACGAGGCAGCCGCAAUGCCUCUACGCGAAACUCGUCUGCGUCGUACUCUGCCGCUCAUUCACGCGUGUCCAGCCGUGCUGGUAGUACUCAUUCGAGUCCUCGAAUGAGGGCUAUCAGCCGCGUCAGCUCUCAGCAAGAGCUGCGCUCCUAUCACGACGUACCCAACUUUGUAGAUCAUCGCCGGUUAGCUGUCCAUCGCCCAAAACUCGUGGCUUCCCCACCCGAAGGACCAAUGCCGCUACCCGUGUCAUACCUGUUUCCCCCAGCUGGUAUGGACCCGUACCGUCCCCAGUCGCGAAGUCCGAUGUCAUCUCCCCUACAAGUGGAUCAACAACAAGCCUCUCCGCACCGCUCGAUGUCCAACUCUCCAUCCCACUACUCUUUUGCUCUCCCCGCUCCCGCUCCUGGCGUCGGCACUCUGUCAUAUCCCUAUUCGCAUUCGCCGCACCACGGGAGCUCUGGCUCUGCGACACCGUACAUGGCGUAUGGUUAUCCGUACCCCUAUGGUUAUCCAUAUCCUUAUCCCUAUUGGCCGUAUGAGGGUGCUUACAUUCCUCCACCCGACCUGCUCCAGCAGCAGUACCAUCAGCCAUCUCCUUCCUCGGAUCCGAACACGCUCGGACACCAGAUACCCGCCAAUGGCACUUCAAGCUCUCAGAAUCCGGAAUCACACACAAAUCAGCUGGAAACUGCGGCAACAGUAUCAAACGGGCGAGCUGAGGCUGCGUCCCGACAUCCUCCAGAACCAGUUGUUUUCGGUAGCGUAGAAUCACCAGAGGAUGGAUUGACAUCAACGCAGAAAGAAUUCAAGGUUCAAGCAGACAUGUCUGGCGUUACAGAACAAAUUGCUUCGUUGGCAAUUGGGUUUCAUCCAGAGGAGGCCCCUCGAACUCGAAGUCGGGGCCGCUCAGUGAGGUCAACGUCCUCGCCACUUGACGAAAUAUCGCUUGGCGCACCUCGGCGCGUUCCGCACUCUACUGAAGCCAGGGAUGCUCAGCCAUCUGCCAAUGCAUCUUUAAGUACAUCUCCCCAGACGGCGAAAUGGAAGUUUGGCUCACUCACUCCGAAACCUCCGGAAGAGCCCGCGCCGACCGCGAUUUCAGAACGAUCCGUGUCUCAGGACCAGCGUCUAGAACGCGGAUCAUUGCAUCAGCACGAAACGCCAGUAUACCCCAGCAUCGCCUCGAACACUCCUUAUCGACCUUCUAUCCCUCUCGAGCCCGCCAUGACUAACGGCCAUCACAACCAUCAUUCCUCGGCGACCGAAGCCCUUCCAUCGCCAGAGACAAGUUCCAGCACCAGCGACGUCUGGGAAGUCAGAGACUUUGGCUACGGCUUCGGUGACGCAAGCGGCACCGGCCGUGCACCCGAGAUCGCAAAAGAAGAACGCCUUGCGCGGCAGCGGCAGCGCGAGGACGAACGACGUGAGUUCGACAAGCGGCGGUGGCAGGACCCGGAUGCAUACGAUGUUCUAGAGACCCGCUGGGAGCCUGAAUAUACCUCCAGGCCGUACGGCCGGCCGCGUCGUGGGUCGUGGACGGGCCCAUCGAAUUACGUCUAUGAUCGCGGGUACAACAACGAUCGGGGAGGGCAUGGUGAAAGGGGUGGGUACGGAGGGUAUCGACGCGGUGGGGGGCGAGGUCACGAGCGCGGAUAUGGAGGGCGCGGUGGGUACGGGGCUCCCCGUAGUCGAGGGAACUACAGGCAUUCGUUCUCGUCGUCGAUGCCUUCAGGGCAUUUCAGGGGGUCCGCAUCGGUGGAACACACGAACGGGUACUACGGUGCGGUAUAUGGGCCGCGUCAGCGGCUGCCCUCGACGUCCGAAGCGCCAGUGUUGCCUGUGCCCCUGAACUCGGACAUGCCGCAGACGGAGCUCGACCCGACGCGAUACACCCUGCUUGUUCAGCUGGAGUAUUAUCUCAGCGCGGAGAAUAUGUCAAAGGACGUCUUUCUUCGCCAGCAGAUGGACUCGGAAGGCUGGAUAUCUAUCGCCCUCCUCGCGUCGUUCAACCGCGUCAAGCAGAUGACGACCUCGGCCGGGCUCGUGGGCGAGUUGCUCGAGACAUCGAGCAAGGUGGAGGUCAACGCCUCGGGCGACUACGUCCGCAUGACGGACGGCGCGUGGCAGCCGUUCCUCGCGACACAGGAUCCGCUGCGGAGUCCUGUGGAUGCUUCCAAACCCAACGGGAUCCACGCCGUGACGCAGCCUGAGGAGGAGCAGAAGCCAGCGUUCCCGCAAACGGUGCCGGAUCCGCCACAACCGAGGGAGUCCGACUCGUCUUUGUCGUCUGAGGGCGAUUUGGACGACGAAUCCUAUGACGACGAGGAUGACGAGGACGACGUCGAGUUUGUCCUUUGAGGGGACGAUGCAGCAACCUUCCCUCGGUUUUUUCCACACGUAACCUCCGGAGAUGAAUCACGCACCAACUAUUCCAAACGACACACCACGACUAUAGACACGCUUGCAGCUUUAAUAAAUACUCCAGCACGACGCCUAUGCUCUCAUUUUGCACCCUCCCUUAUAUCUCGCGGUCACAUUCAAGUGUUUGUUCGUUUGUUCAAGGCUAAUCGUACUUGCUCUGUUUAUUCCGG
Molecule: messenger RNA, 3756 nt
Organism: Coniophora puteana RWD-64-598 SS2
Lineage: Eukaryota; Fungi; Basidiomycota; Agaricomycetes; Boletales; Coniophoraceae
Exons: 3
Coding region: 188-3523 (1111 amino acids)
Biological process (GO): positive regulation of translation
Cellular component (GO): cytosol; cytoplasmic stress granule
Molecular function (GO): RNA binding
Source: RefSeq, a predicted model, not a curated record